AUGGCAGUGAACCUCACUGGUGCUGCAGCCACCUGCCAUCCAUCUCCCAUUCCCCCUGGGAAGGACGGGACCGUCGGAACAUCAGCCGCGGAGAGGGAAACGCUGCUGAGAGCCCGGAAGGCGGGGGACCUGAUGCCCAGGACGCUGGAGGGGCAGAUCACCAUGGAGAAGACCCCCAGCUACUUCGUCACCAAGGAGGCCCCCGCCCGCAUCUCCUCCAUGUCCAAGGGCACGAAGCUCAUCGUGGUGGUGCGGGACCCCGUGACCAGAGCCAUCUCGGACUACACCCAGACGCUCUCCAAGAAGCCCGACAUCCCCACCUUUGAGAGCCUGACCUUCAAAAACAGGACUACGGGCCUGAUCGACACCUCGUGGAGCGCCAUCCAGAUUGGCAUCUACGCCAAGCACCUGGAGAACUGGCUCCUCUACUUCCCCAUCGGGCAGAUCCUCUUCGUCAGCGGGGAGAGGCUGAUCAGCGACCCCGCGGGGGAGCUGGGCAGGGUCCAGGACUUUCUGGGCCUCAAGAGGAUCAUCACCGACAAACACUUCUACUUCAACAAAACCAAGGGGUUCCCGUGCCUGAAGAAGGCGGAAGGCAGCAGCAAACCCCACUGCCUGGGGAAGACCAAAGGCAGGACCCACCCCGACAUCGACCAGGAGGUGGUGCAGAGGCUGCGGGACUUCUACCGGCCCUUCAACAUGAAGUUCUACCAGAUGACGGGGCAGGACUUUGGCUGGGACUGAGGCUGAAAAAAAAAAAUAAUUUAAGAAAAGGAAAAUAUAAUAUAAUAUAUAUAUUUUUUUUACGUAUCAGUAGAGAGGGGCGAAAUACAGAAAAAAAAAAUAAUAGUUGUGCCGAAACA
Messenger RNA from Manacus vitellinus (golden-collared manakin), 863 nucleotides. RefSeq names its product heparan sulfate glucosamine 3-O-sulfotransferase 3B1-like. The record is from RefSeq and is a predicted model, not a curated record. The coding region runs from base 1 to 744 and encodes 247 amino acids. Lineage: Eukaryota; Metazoa; Chordata; Aves; Passeriformes; Pipridae. The transcript has 2 exons. Gene Ontology annotation, molecular function: [heparan sulfate]-glucosamine 3-sulfotransferase activity.